GACAAAUUAUCUUAUAGCGAACCAUGUCUCAACCAAUCAAAAUAUAUCACAACCCCGCUUGCGGUACUUCUAGAAACACCCUUGCUAUGAUCCGCAAUUCUGGACAGGAACCUGUAAUCAUUGAAUACUUGAAAACACCGCCUUCAAGAGAGGAACUCAUUGGCUUGAUUCAGGAUUCGGGAUUAUCUGUACGUGACGCUAUGCGGAAAAACGUGGAACCUUAUGACACUUUGAAACUGGAAGAGUCACAUUGGACAGAUGAGGAAUUGAUUUCCUCCAUGUUAAAGAAUCCAAUUUUGAUAAAUCGUCCAUUUGUUGUCACAGAGCUAGGCACAAGAUUGUGUAGACCUUCUGAGGUUGUCUUAGAUAUUCUUCCUACUCCCCAGCUUAGUGAAUUCAUUAAGGAAGACGGUGAAGUGAUCGUUGAUAAAAAACUGAACAAGAUUUGAAAAAGUUUAAGUCGAUACUGCAAGUAAAAGUUUCUAGCUUAAAUAAUCUUCAUAUAUAUUAAAUAUAUUUUGCAUUUAUAGUAGUCUUACUUGGAGGAAACAUUUUGAAACGGUUUUGGUACAGGUUAUUGUAAAUGCCACGGUUGCGACAGCACUCAUAAACU
Molecule: messenger RNA, 613 nt
Organism: Pichia membranifaciens NRRL Y-2026
Lineage: Eukaryota; Fungi; Ascomycota; Pichiomycetes; Pichiales; Pichiaceae
Exons: 1
Coding region: 24-449 (141 amino acids)
Biological process (GO): response to arsenic-containing substance
Molecular function (GO): arsenate reductase (glutaredoxin) activity
Source: RefSeq, a predicted model, not a curated record